AUGGAUUUUAUUGGUGCUGGCGUGCAUAUUCAGAUGGCGCAGAGUCAUCAGUAUUUCUUCAAGCCGCCUGAAGUUGUGUUUGAAUUUGUGAAUGGCGUACCGGACAUGUUGGCGCGAAAACUGGAACUCAUCGGAGUGAAGGUUAUUGGUCGUGAGGUAACCUUCCCAGUGCGUGCUACAUUUCUUACCUUCGAUAUGUUGAAAAGCUUGGAAAUAAGUUGUGCGGAAUCGAGGCAUUGUGCGAUAGAAGGCAGUUCUGUGGAUACCAUCAAUCUUGAUGUUACAGCAGUGUUUGUCCUUAUUUCGUCUUUAACUCAUGAAAACGGUGCUCAGUAUGAUUACGACAGCCAGCUGUUGAAUGCACAAGCUGCCCAGGAAAGGAAAAAACCGGCUUUACCAUUGCUACUAAAAGCUAUCAAAGAUAAAAGGCUAAUCAUUUGUCGGACAGCCUUUAACUCGGUGCAGUCAAUUUUAAGCACAGUGGCCGGGCCUGGAGAAAAGGCACGAGCGAACGAAUUAUUCAAAAAAGUAGAGAUUGUGGAGGACAAACUUUCUGACCGAACAGCUACGUUGAAAUUAAGCGAUCAAAUCAAUGAGCGGGCAAAAGUAUGUACCCACUUAGUUUGUCGUUUGAUAACUGCCCUUCAAUAA
Gongylonema pulchrum is the source of this 651-nucleotide messenger RNA. The record is from the annotation of a GenBank genome assembly. Lineage: Eukaryota; Metazoa; Nematoda; Chromadorea; Rhabditida; Gongylonematidae.